CUCACGCGGCACAUGCCUUUUGCUUGGAACUGUGUCGUGGCGUCACCAGCCCCUUCUCAUAGCUUGUCACGGAAGGACGGAUUUAGGUUAAAAAAGAGAAGUAUAUUUUCCUUCAUACUAUCGAUGUUACCCGUUUUGGAUGAAGAAAAAGUUUCUCGAUUUUCUGACAGCUUGAGAGUGUAGUCGUCCGGACUUAAGAAAUUAUAAUACUGUCUCUUCCUUCAAUCGCAAAUCUCGCUCUUCCAUUCUGCCAUUUUUCGAAUAAAAAUGGGGAAGGCAAAGACGGGGGCGAAAAGUGAAGCUGGAAAGAGUAGUCCGAAACGCGAAGAUGCGGAGGAUGAGUCCUCCGAAGGUCAAGGGAUGCUCCUGAAUUUGUAUGAGAGUCUUCAAACAGAGUUGAGAGAGGUUCGAGUACAUCUCCUGAAACUGGAAAUGGAGAGCCAUCUCCGAGAAUUGAAAUUUUAUGAGGACGUUUCAGCUUUAGAGAAAUUGGUGGAGGAACAGGGACUUCAUAUACACCAGUUAGAACAGCAGAAAAGCGCUCUAGGUGGAAGGAUAGUCGAUGGAAGCGAUAUACCCGAAAUAUCUUCAGCUCAAGUAUUUAGUUACCCUACCUUUGUACCUGAAGCGCCAAUCGAACCUGAAAGUGAAAAUAGAGUAUUUAAACCAGUCUUGGAAAACACGGUGUUUCUGACUGAAAGUAUUGUGAAGGAGGUGUUGCAUGCGAAGAGCCAGAGUCUCUCGCGUAAUAGCUUCUCUUCGCAGGAUGUGGAAGGGAGGAACCCAAAUUCUUUUGAUGUGCUCAGUUGUUUCGAGCUGGUUAUGGAAGGAACUUCAGGAGAUGUAGGAGGCGACAGGGUUACAUCGCCGCAGGUAGUGGAAACCAAGACAAAGGGAGUCAGGCCCGAAAGUGAACUCUUUGUCGAGACUCUAGAUACGGCUAGUCGGGAAGUAGGAAGUGAAAGUGAAUGUACUGUGAAGGCGCCGGAUUCCGCAAAAGAGGAUCUUGUUGAUUCCAACAUCUUCUUGAAGGAGAUGCUGGAAGUUGGGAGCAGUUCUGUGGGGAACGAUGAGAGUUCCUUAAUAGGGCCAAUUGACGAUGGUAGGGAUAUGGGGAGUAAAAGCAGCCAUCCAGGGGAAAUUGCCGAUAAUAUAGUCAGCGUUGUGGGUGAAACUAGCUGGACUUCUACGGAGGUGUUCUUACCAAAGGUGGAAGUAAUUUGGAGGAUAGAAAACUUCAGUCGUUCUGAUAGCGAGGUUAUUAAGUUUGUUGAGGACGUGUUAAACAAGCACGAGGUGAAUUGUUGCUCCUCGAGAACUGAAGAGGUAGAAGACUCUCGUGGAGAAGAAGAAAAUGUAGGAGAUGCAGUAGAAAUUGAUUCGCUUUGUGAUAAGCUCAAUGUGAACAUUUAUCCCGCUGAAGCAGAAAGACUGGAAAAGGAUCCUGAAGGCUCAGGAACUGUGACAGAAACUAUGGUGUUCACUGAGAAACCUAAUAUGGACUUCCAUGCAAUGACAGUCAAAAGGCUGGAAAAGGAACAAGAAGGACUAUACAGGAACAAAAUCAUCCUCUUACAUCCAAAGUAUCUCGAUCCCAGAGAUCUGAAGACACUAGCUGCUCUGGUAGAAAAGGGAGUGGCAACAAAGGAAAUGCGGCUCAUGGUUCGUGUUAUGCGGCACACUAUGGCCAUCAGGCGCCAGCUAACUGCUUCGACGCUUAUUUCAUUCUUGCAACAGACUCUACCGGCUGGUUCAGAGCCUUUGUUGCGUUUAGUUCCUUACUUAUCCAAGGAGGAGGAUAAAGACAUGGAUGUUGAUGCUCCAUCCCCUGCUGGGCAAACUCAAGCUCCUGCUAAGCAAACGCUCCUUCCAGAAGUAGAAAUAUAUGCUUACUUGUUAACACUCAUAUUUCUCAUCGAUCAAAAGCAGUACGAGGCGGCAAAAGCUUUGUCAGUUCUGGCGAUAAAGAGAGUGCAGAACUUCAAUCGCAGGACCUUGGAUGUGUUAGCAGCCCGGCUUUACUUCUACUUUUCCUACAGUUUUGAGCUAGCCGGUUGUCUAUCUCAGAUCCGCAGUUCAUUAUUAGCUCUCCAUCGCACUGCUACUUUGAGACACGAUGAACUGGGACAGGAAACUCUUCUCAACCUGCUCCUUCGCAAUUAUCUACACUACAAUCUGUAUGACCAAGCAGAGAAGCUCCGGUCGAAGACGCAGCGUGUGGAAUCACAUUCCAAUCAGCAGCUCUGCCGGUACCUAUAUUAUCUGGGAAGAAUAAGGACGAUUCAGCUUGAAUACACAGACUCCAAAGAAUGCCUACUUCAAGCAGCCAGGAAAGCUCCCAGCACUGCCCGCGGUUUCCGAAUUCAAUGCAACAAGUGGGCAGUGAUCGUACGACUCCUCCUUGGAGAAAUCCCUGAGCGCACCACGUUCAUGCAGCAAGGAAUGCAGAAACCUCUGAGGCCGUAUUUCGAGUUGACCAAUGCUGUUCGAAUUGGUGAUCUUGAGCUAUUCAGAUCAGUAGCUGAACGGAAUUCAAGCACCUUCCAUGCCGAUAAAACUCAAAACUUGAUUGUGCGGCUGCGGCACAAUGUCAUAAGAACUGGCCUGCGUAACAUUAGCAUUUCUUACUCUCGCAUUUCACUUGCAGACGUUGCUGCGAAGCUUCACCUUCAAUCUGCCACCGCAGUGGCUGAUGCCGAGAGUAUUGUGACCAAAGCUAUUCGCGAUGGUGGUAUUGAUGCUACUGUUGACCAUGCGAAUGGAUGGAUGCAGUCUAAGGAAACCGGUGAUAUCUACUCAACACAAGAACCGCAGACAGCUUUCCACUCCAGAAUUGCUUUUUGCUUAAAUACGCACAAUGAGGCAGUGAAAGCUUUGAGGUUUCCUCCCGAUGCCCACAAGAAAGAGCUUGAAAGUGCUGAAAAACGUCGUGAACGUCAACAACAAGAGCAGGAACUUGCGAAGCACAUUGCUGAAGAGGACGAUGACGAGUUUUGAAGAAAGGAUUGCCAAAGCUGUGACCUGCCUCAGGCCAUAAAUGCAACUGGUCAUUGUCGUCCUCACUGAAGAUUAGUGUCUUCUACCAGUGCACUAAACUUCCAACGGAGAGAGUCAUCAAUUUCUUUCCUGAAGUCAAUUUUUGCCUCAAGAAGGACCAUCUUGGUAGUAGUGUACUAGCUGAGAGGUACCGCUGUCUGGAGAUGGGAGAUGGUAAGUAUUCUUCCAGAGCUAGGAUGUGAGCAUCAUUGUUGGGUUCAAUUUUCUUCCUGUAGCGACGUAAAAUUUCAAUUCUGUGAAUGCAUGACGUAUGGGACUUCAAGUUUGAUGAAAGCUUGUGUUCAGUUUCCCGAUUUGAAGUACUUGAAGUAUUUCAAAAGUGGAUUCCAAAAGAAUGGCUGUAGACUCCCCUACUUACGCAUGAUGCCGAAGAAAUAUUGAUCUGUCCAUCCAAUCAUCUGUCUCGGGCCCUGUGGGACGCCGGUUGACUCUCAGAAUCACUUAAUGUAGAUACAAUCUGCCAUGUACAAGCUUUUACGUAGUAAUGGUGAAACGAAAUCUGUCAUGUGGUAUCAUCUCAUGCUUUCAGGUUGACGUAUGUAGCCCUCGUAUGCUAGUUCCAUCAGCACUAGCAACUUGUACUGAAGACCGUAGCGGUUUCUCAGUUGUGGAUGAGAUACCAGCUCCAUAAGUAAUUUGUCAUUUGAAGCAGAAUGUUGAAAAUUUGAGGUGCCUAUGUUACUCUUGUUCUCAUUUCAGUCGAAGUUUGGAGGAAAGACUAGGUGGAGCAACGAUUUACUUUUGUGAGAAGUAUGAGGAUUCCUUCAUCAGAUUUAUGAUUUGAAAAGCUGAACGAAUAUGAUGUGAGGAUGAACUGGAGGCGUCGAAAGAUUCAAAGUUUGAGGAUUAUAUCCAGGAUGGGCCACAAGGUCAUUGUAACAUUGGUCUCAAUAUAAGG
Molecule: messenger RNA, 3955 nt
Organism: Marchantia polymorpha subsp. ruderalis
Lineage: Eukaryota; Viridiplantae; Streptophyta; Marchantiopsida; Marchantiales; Marchantiaceae
Source: the annotation of a GenBank genome assembly